UGUUCAGUGACCCGCGGCCGCCGGCCUGGGGCGCUGCCAGUGCCGGGGCUCCCGCAGCGCGCAGGCGGCUCGGGCGCUCGCGUCCUUGGAGCAUGGCCCGGGUGCUCCGCAGCCUCCACAGCUCCCAGCCUGUCGCCCGCUUCCAGCGCUGCUGCGGGCUCUUCCCCGCCGCGGGGGAAGGAGCCGGCGACGGGCUGGCGGGGACCGUGGGCGGUGGGGACCAUCUCCCGGCCCGGGACACCUGCCCCGGGGGCAGCCCCGCCAGACAGCGGCUGCCAGAUGCCAACGGUGUGAAGAGCAGCCCCCCGCCGCAGGAUUGUGCACAGAAAUAUGUUGUGAAGAAUUAUUUCUACUACUACCUGUUCAAGUUUUCAUCUGCCUUGGGUGAAGAGAUUUUUUACAUCACAUUCCUUCCAUUCACCUACUGGAACAUCAAUCAUGAUGUGUCGAGGAGGCUGAUAAUGAUGUGGUGUAUUGCUAUGUACAUAGGCCAAGUCACUAAGGACAUCCUGAAAUGGCCUCGUCCUCAUUCACCUCCUGUUGUGAAGCUGGAAAUGAGAGCAGAAUAUGGAAUGCCAUCCACCCAUGCCAUGGCAGCUACAUCCAUUUCCUUCACAUUUUGUAUUGCAACAAUAAACCAAAACAAGUACCCACUUGUGCUAGGACUAAUGGCAGCAUUUGUAUUUUCUACUCUGGUGUGUCUCAGCAGACUUUACACUGGAAUGCACACUGUACUGGAUGUGAUUGGUGGAAGUCUGAUUUCAGCUGCGUUAAUUGCACUCACAUAUCCUGCAUGGGAUAUCAUAGACCACUUGAUGUUAACUAGUCCAUUCUGCCCUAUACUUUCUAUAACUGUGCCCCUUCUCCUAUGUUACAACUAUCCCAAACUAGAGAAUUACAGCCCUACCCGAGCAGACACAACUACUGUCCUUGGAUCAGGAGCUGGAGCAACCAUAGGAUUCUGGUUAAAUAACCUAUAUGCAGCACCAAACUAUCCCAACAAAAGUCUUCUCCUCAGCUUUCCUCCAAUCAGUGAGAUGAUGAUGGUGGUGCUGGCAAAGUUCUUAGUAGGGAUUUUUAUUCUUUUGGUUACACGUUAUUUCAUCAAAGGCAUGGCCCUCCGUGUGUUGUGUUCUAGGUACCAGGUUUCUGUCAACGAUCUAGAAGCCAGACGACGACUGGAAAUAGAAGUGCCCUACAAAUUUAUAACAUAUUCUUCUGUUGGCUUCAGUGCUACAGUGCUUGUACCAUUAUUGCAUGAGUUAUUAGGAUUAAUAUGAGUGCAGUGCAUUGUUAGAAAUAAUUUAUGGCAAAACCAUGUUAGAGAUACAAAAAAAUUUACACAAAGGUAAAGAUUUGACCUUUCUGCACUGGUGUAAAAUACCUACUAUUGAAUAUCCCAAGGAAUCACUGAAUGUAAAUAAUUUAAGAUUAGAAAUUACUGGCUAGUCUGUACCCACAGCUACAGAUCUGUGAUCCAGGUGGUUAGUAUGACGAGUACAAAAACAAGAACUCCUGUUUAUAUGGCUUUUGUUUACUUUCCAAAAAGUUAGCACGUGCUACAGUAUCAGUGUUGUGUCACUCAGGGUUCAGCCUCAGUACUUCACUCCUCCGUUUUGGAAACAUCACUCAGGGGAUGGUCACAUGGCUGGAGAUAGGGUAGGUUCCCCUCAUGGCAUCUGCAAUCCCUGCUGGUCUCCCACGCUUCAAGUAAGGGAUUCUAUUUUAUGCAUGCCAUGUAGGGUGUAGCAGAUGCGAGAGAGCAAUUCUGCUGCAGGGACAGAACCAGCUCCCCAGUGGUCAGGAAUUGGGGUUAGUGUAAAUACUACUAUUAAGGGGGGAAAAAAAGCAUGCACAUGUGUGCAGCAGGGUUGAGGAGGCCUCAUGUGGGGAAGAAGCUGCCAAUCUAGUAUUAAAGCAGGGGUCCUCAAACUGAGGUCGGGACCCCUCAGGGGGUUGCAAGCUGUCAGCCUCCACCCCAAACCCUACUUUGCCUCCAGCAUUUAUAAUGGUCUUAAAUAUAUAAACAAGUGUUUAAUUUAUAAGGGGAGUUGCAUUCGGAGGCUUGCUAUUUGAAAGGGUUCACCAGUACAAAAGUUUGAGAACCACUGUAUUAAAGCUUCACUCUCCAGCCUAUCAGUGCUCAAUAUUGUGUUCUCCUGGGUAAUUGGGCAGCCAAAGGAAGAAGUUGCUGAGGGGGGCAAAUCCAGAGGGAAGGUAGCAGGAAAUUAGAAGUGAUCAGAAAGAAUUAAGCCUGGCUAAGUGGGUGGUUAGCCAAAACCAAAACGGCUGGAAAUGAUGUAGGGCCUGAUGCUGCUAUGAAGCUGCACUUUAAAACUGGCAUGGAUUCAGUGGAAGUGUCCUGCUGACUAACAUAUCAGGCUCUCUGAAUAGAUGCCCUUGGGAAUUAACAUGCACAGAAACCAUAAACCUAGAUAAGGUUACAUGUGUGUGUUUCCCUUGUGACUGCUCUUAAUUGUUAAAUGUUGAAAUUUUAUGACACUUUUUGUCCUUGCUACUUGACGUAAUCCGUCUUCUCCGUACAGACAGCUUUCCUUGUUAAGACUUGUUUUACCUAUUGGAAUUCUUCAAAGAACUACCGGUAACUUUUUUUCUUUUGUGUUUCAUACCAAAAAUGUGACUGAAGUGUUACUGAAAAUUCUGCUUGGCUAUGCUUCAACUAGGGAAGUGAGCACACAACUGGGAGCCACAUCCUCCUGAAUCAAUAUCGCACCUGACAUGGAUUCCCCUCUUGGGCAAGUCACUUAUCCACCUUGCCUCAGCUCCCCCAUCUGUAAAAGUGCAACAAUAAUGUCUGCCUACCUCACAGGGAUGUUGUGAGGACUAAUUAGUGUUUGAAGUGUAUUAUGGAAAGUGCUGAGUAUUAAUAUUCAAGUGACCAUAAAAUACACUGAUACAAUGGCCAUACAUUUCUGAUGCUAAGCUCCACUAUUAUUUGUCUUCUAUGUAUCUUGCAUUAGUACACAAGAAUUGUCAUCUUCUUAACCAUUAAUAGUUAAGGGUGUCUGCUGCUGCUGUGACUUCCAGGCUACUAAAAAGUAUUACAGAUUGCACCAAUAAGCUGCUAGAAGUUCAGCUGUGAUUGUGGUUAAAAAAGAAAAAAUGGGUAAUGCUGCUGGACCUUGACUCCUCCUACACUCCCCCCACCCCAUAUUAUGAAUGUGCCAACCUACACAUUAUACUGUUGCAUUUAGAACUGAAAGCAUGGCCUGGGGGCCUUUUUCUUAGAUAAUUUAUAAGAAGUAGAGCCAUCACUCUUUCCUGUUGGCCACUGCUUUUUUUAAAUUUGUGAGCAGCAUUAAAUGUAGAAGAAGAAUGUAAAUAGGGCGAAUGGCCAGUGGUUGGCUAGUUUUAGAUUAAUGUAUUCAAACAGUAUGGCUUUGCCCUGAUCGCCACUGAAUAGACUUGGAAGCAAUUCUUGCUUUUAGAAAAAGUUAGCAACCACUCCAGGAGAAUAGGAGAUACAAGCUGACAUUUUAAAUACAGCGCUUCUCUUUAGAUUCAUAAAGGCCGUGGUUUAACUGAAUUUAGAAUUGUGUACACACACACAGCCUACCCAAAAUUUAAUAGCAGUUUAGUAAAUAUGAACACUUCAGUACCAAAAUGUAUAGAAGACUGUAGCUAAAUCAAGCUGCACUUCACCACUACACCACAAGAAGUACCUUAAAACACCUUCCAAUAAAGGAAUUUUAUGAUAUAGGGCUGCAUGAAGGCAAAAGAUCUGAAGCCCUGUGGAGGUGUUAUUUCAUGUCAUAGUGGAAGGGACUAAAGCAGAAAAAAGGUACAAUAAGUGGAAGUUCCUUAACUCAUAACACUAAGUCAACUAGACUCAAAAAGGUUUCAGAGGAACAGCCGUGUUAGUCUGUAUUCGCAAAAAGAAAAGGAGUACUUGUGGCACCUUAGAGACUUACCAAUUUAUUUGAGCA
Messenger RNA from Caretta caretta (loggerhead turtle), 3947 nucleotides. RefSeq names its product sphingosine-1-phosphate phosphatase 2 (gene SGPP2). Gene Ontology annotation, cellular component: endoplasmic reticulum membrane. The record is from RefSeq and is a predicted model, not a curated record. Lineage: Eukaryota; Metazoa; Chordata; Testudines; Cheloniidae. Gene Ontology annotation, molecular function: sphingosine-1-phosphate phosphatase activity. Gene Ontology annotation, biological process: sphingosine metabolic process.